AUGGUGGAUUACGGUGGUGAAGCCAUGGAAGCCGCUUUCCUCAAGGUCAUCUAUCUCAUGAUAUUGAACACGUAUGCACUAUACCAUACCCAUGAUAUCAUGGUCCAGGUCGCGCAGGCCGGCCAGAUCGUGAACUUUUCCGAUUAUGCAAUCGCCUUCGAGGCUGCAGUGAACAACAUACAGUCCAAGAAAUCCAGGGAUUUUGCCCUGCGGCAUGUUCAGAUGGCCUUGCUUGUCUUUUGCGGCAAAGGCUCAACAGCCAUUUUGGGAGCUUCGUCUGCAUGGGAUGACUGGUGUGGCGAAAACAGAAGGCAACAAAAUGCAGGAGCUGCUGCAAGUAUGGUAUGCUGGGAAUGGCCCGUUGAAAAGGCUCUCUCUCGCGGAUGGAUGGGAUAUCAAGCCUUGGAGAUCUGUCCGCUCGUGUUUGCAGACGAGAUCAAGCAAUUUGUUACCCAAGAAAGACAUCGUUUCAACGAGCUUCAGAAGAGGACAAGAUCAAUUGCAAGUUUGACCGAGAGCAAAGCAGCUCACCUGGAGUUGGAGUCUGUUGUGAACGAGAGAGACAAUGGUCGCAUUCGUCUUUGCGAGGUUUUGAAUGAGGCCAUUCAAAAGCUUCUGAGACUGAUUGAGAAUGAAGAAGAUGAACCUGAUCAAGUGGAGGCACAAACCGAUGCAAUGAUGCAGGCCCGAGAUGGAAUGGACCAUUAUUCUGCGGUGCGAGCUGCCUGGAUGGAAGCAGGGGUGAUGUUGAGUGGUAUGGGAGAGAAAUCCAAUCAUGAGAUUAGUUUUUCGAAUCGCAUAGCGAUUGAGGCAAUUGAAGCUUACGAGGAAUGGUGCAAGGUGUGUGCGUUGGACCAAAUUGCAGGAAAUACGGAUGAAGCAAUUCAGAUGCUGGAAACUACAAUAGCGCAGAAUGCUAUUGCUUUGAUGAGCCUGAAUGAGGAAUCUCAAAGUACCCAAGCAUUAUCCACGUUGCUCCCUUAUGAGCCCAGCAACAAUUUGCUUUUUCCCAAGGCUACAAACUGUGACUGCAAUGGAAAACCUGGAUCAAAUGAAGACGACAAGUCUGAAAAUAUGAAGAGCGGAGAUUUGGCAGAUCCAGACGGAUCUGUUGUCAAAAGGAAGCAAGACGCGAUCGUCAAGAUCAGAGACGUGCAGGAGCAAUACGAAAUUGCAAACGAAGAGUUGGAGGAAGCGAUUCUCAAAACUAAAGGAAAACGAGCGAUGAGACGAGGUCUGGACCUAGAUGAGCUCCGAGCCGAUGUCGCUUCAAAGAGACGUUUAGCACAUGAUGCCGCAAGAGCCGUCGAAAAUGCCAUUGAAGAAUUGACGAAAUCUUCCUAUGACUUUCCAGAGGUUGUUCGUCAUCUCAGAGCCGGCCUACCAAAGGAGCUGAUGCCAGUGUGGCAACCAUCAAAGUCUCUCUCGUACUUUGAGAGUUGCUCCAUCAUUGAGACGGAGUCAAGGCAUCGCGUGUAUCAGGUCCUUGAGGAUGGGAAGAUGUACGCGAUAAAGGAAUUCAUGCUUCAUGAUGAAGGGUCUCUGAGAACAUGCAUGCGUGAAGCGGCGCUCUUACGAAGACUGAGACACCCAGCCAUUGCUGAGAUCAUAUCCGUCUUCGAAGAAUCUGAACCCACUCGUCACUCGAUCUUCAUCCAGAUGCCUUUCUAUCACUUUGGCCCUCUGGAUGCUUGGAUUCGACAUCAUGACCCUAGAUAUUUGAGUGUUCGUCGUGCUUUGCUUGACGUGUUGAUGGCGUUGGAGCACCUCCAUGACAAUAAUGUGGUUCACUGCGACGUGAAACCCGCGAACAUCUUGAUCGGAGCAGAAGAAAGAGCAAGACUCGCAGACUUUGACAUCUCUGUCGAUUGUUUUGAAGCACCGGAACUGUUUGAGACGGGCUCGUCCAAGGCAACCGACAUGUACGCGUAUGGACAAACGAUAGCGCUUGAGGUCGUUCUCAAUGCUUGCCUUGAACAGCCGAGUGAGGUGGACGAGCACAAGGAAGAGCCGAGCGAGCUGAAGGCAGAUGAAGUCAUCUCCCAUGAGGAGAUGAACCAGUUCGAUUGCGACAGUCACUCCGACCUUCAGUGUCUGCAAGAUCUGAUCAGCGGUCUGAGAACCGCGGUUGUGAGAGAGAGACUGUCAGCCAAGGACGCGCUCAAGCAUCCCUUCUUUCUGUCCGUGACCUCAAAAUGCCAGGAGAAGACCCACGCGUGUUGUAUCGGAGCGAGCGAUCAAUGUGUAGAUCGCAACCUCUCCUUAGAGGUCGGCAUUGAAUGUCAGGAAGGACACUUCACUUGCAGGUACCUCUCCGCUCGGCUGGAUCUGCUGGAGUCGCAGAGGAGGUUGGAGAUCGAAGAAGAGAUGCAGAAGCAGAUGGAGGCAGAGCUGAAGAGGCUGCUGCUGAUGGAGGAGAAGCAGAGGCAUGUCCUGGCUGCAAGGACUCACAUCGAGGAGGACAUCUUACAGACCAGGUGCCCGAACCCCUCCUGCCGGCAAGUCUACUAUGACUUCGAGGGAUGCUUUGCUCUCCGAUGCCUCAGGUGUGGUGUUGCGAUAUGCGCGUGGUGCGGGUUGGACUGCGGAGCGGACGCUCAUCAUCAUGUUGCCAACUGCGUGGAGAAGCCAGCAGGAGCAGACGUGUUCUUCGGCACCUCCGAGCAAUAUCAGCGAGCUGUACAUGAUCGCUGUGUGCGCAAACUGCAGAACUUCAUGCAAACACUGCAGCCGGCAGUAGCCGAGGGUGUGCUGGAAGUUCUUCGGCCUCUUCUCAAAGAUCGUCUGCCGGGGUUUGCAAGGAUCUACGGCCUCUGA
Molecule: messenger RNA, 2817 nt
Organism: Guillardia theta CCMP2712
Lineage: Eukaryota; Cryptophyceae; Pyrenomonadales; Geminigeraceae
Exons: 24
Coding region: 1-2817 (938 amino acids)
Biological process (GO): protein phosphorylation
Cellular component (GO): cytoplasm
Molecular function (GO): ATP binding; protein serine/threonine kinase activity
Source: RefSeq, a predicted model, not a curated record